This is a messenger RNA of Cercopithifilaria johnstoni, 4065 nucleotides long. The record is from the annotation of a GenBank genome assembly. NCBI's taxonomy places the organism in Eukaryota, Metazoa, Nematoda, Chromadorea, Rhabditida, Onchocercidae.
AUGGCAGAGACAUCGUCAUCAUCAACUUCGGCAUCCAAUCCAACAAUUACUGAUGGAUCGAUGAUUGCCUACAAUGCGAAGCCAAUCCUUUGUUUGCCCAAUACAAUACAACCUGUACCGUUGCCAGUUGUGAAGCUGGAACUCAAUACUAAUUUGAAUGUGCCACCGUUGAAUGCAUGGUCUGUUGAUGCGUACGAUGAUUUUUGGACAGAAAGGGCGAACGGUUCAAGUACAAGUCAUGGAACAACGACUAGCACUGCCGGAUCAGGAAAUUUUUCGAGAAGCAGGAAUAGAGGCGGUAUUGGGCAGUGGAGUUUCAAUACUCGAAUUAGAGACUGUUUCGAAAGUCUUCGUCUUGCUGAUUGUUAUAUCGAUGCUAUAGUUGGUGGUAUUGAUGUCGUCGCUGAAGCUGAAACGUUGAAAAAACUUAUUGCUACACCCUUCUCCAAACAACCACUAAAUUUAAUAGUUCAUAAAAUCGGGAAAACGCUACUGCUGGAUAAUUGUGCCUAUCUAAAGAAUUAUACCUGUAUGAAUUCAACUGUUGGCAAUUCUCCUGUGGCAGAAUUUCUCAAUUCUAAAUCUCAAUGUCUUGUUGGUAUUGCUGGUGCCAAAACAGGAACAGGAAGUACAACUGGUGAUAUAAUUGCCGAUAUGCAUCGCAAAAUGAUAACUGAGAGUUUGUACACUAGAAGUUUGGCAUCGCUAGAUUAUAUGGCAGUUACUGCAGAACAGGAUGUUCCAACGCAGAACAAUAAAAAUCAUGAAAAUGAAUCACCAAAAAUGGUUAAAGAAAAUGAUGGUUUAGUCGAUCCAUUAGAAGAUUAUUUAUACACAAAAAUAAAAAUAGAUGAUGAAAAAGUCGAACUAGAUGCUUACGGUCGGUUGUGGAAUUUUUAUGAUCUCAAUAUGCUUGUUGAUGUUAAUUUGCCGAUAUUUGGUUGUAAAUCCAACCCAUGCGUUACUCUACAUCCCAAAGAUCUCAAACAACGUCCUAUCAAUUUCUUAACUGGUGUGGAUUUGUAUCUGGAUCAAUCAAUGUGUAAUGCACCUGAAGCAUUACUUUGUUGGCAUUUAGGUGGCUAUGUAAAGGAAUAUGAGUUGAUUCGUACAGAAGAUAUCCCACAUUUGGAAAAUUCAAAAUUCGAUCCGCUUGUUUUGAGGAAUGUUGCGGAAAACAUUAUUGCAUUCCUGCAAGACAAAGUUGCGCAGGAGGGACACACAUAUUGGUUAUGUCAUGACAAAGGUGAUAAUGAUCGUGAACCAAUGUUUCGACUGUGGGAUCUGACGCCGCUGUGUGGUGAUCUGUUGGAAGAUUCUACAGCUAAUCCAUUUACGCUGAGUGUCGGAAUACUUAUCUAUAAAGUAGCUCGUAAUCUUAUGCGUCGCUCAGCACAUAGACGCCCGAAACGUAUUGCUAAUGCUGUAUUUCGUCUAUUGAAUGUAUGCUUGGGUAUUAUUGAUCGAAAGAAACAUCCACAGAUAGUAGCGUGUGUAUACUAUUUACUGGCCAACUUAUAUCUUUCAUAUGGUUGUGACGCAGUGAAACGUAGUGCAGGCCAAGAAGAGGAGAUGGAACGUGCCGAACCUCAGUGGACCUAUGAUGAUAGAUGGCAGCGAGAAUAUGGUGAAGAAUAUGCCAGCUAUGCGGCUAUUUCGAUAGAGUCAUUAAAGAAGACACGUUACACAGCUGGUAAACGUGACAAGCCACCAAAGCUACGUACGUUGCCGAAUUGCGCAACUAAAGAAGACUGCUGUAAAGAAGCCUUGGAACAUUGCCUAGAGGGUUUACGAUAUAUGGAUUUGUUUGAUCAAAUUGAGCAAGAAGCUCAGCGGCUGGGAAAACCUUUGCCCGAUCCGAUGUCUUUUAUCCGAGAUAUAGGUGCGAAUAUUGAUCAUGGUAGAGAAGAAGCAGAUGCAAUGCUUAAAGUAGAUGUCCGUUCCAUUUUGUUCAUUCGUGCUGGAAGUGCUUACCGCAUGCUGGCUGAUAGUUCGUUCAUUUUAUCAAGAUAUGGCCGAACAUUGAGAUUUGCACGAGUCGGGCUCUAUUGCUGUCUUGCGGUACUGGCAUUGAAUGCGGGUCUAGUUUCUGAGCAUGCUCAACGAAAUCAAGCCACAGCACGAGCUUUACUUCCUGCAAUGAUGUGUCAUAUCGCGGAAGCUCUCGGGAGUAUCGCGUGCAGUUCACUUCCAGUUAAAGAUCAGGCUAAGGCCGAUCUGAAACGUUGCUACCGGGACAAACAAAUUAAAGCACAUGCAUUGGAUUGUCUGAAUAAUAAUCAUGAUUCACACUCGUCAUUUUUUGCCGAUGCUACUGCUGCAUCAACUCCACUCUCUUCAUCAGUCGAUGAUUUUGGUGACGUUGGUUCAGAAGUUCAAGAAAAGGAUACAAAUCAAAUCAAAGAAGUUGGGCACCAUGGCUCCACUGAGGGUCGCAUUUUGACUCAGACCAGUUUUUUUACUUCGUCCACAGUUGCUGCCAAUUUGAAUCCUGCUACCUGUGCUAGAAGCUAUGGAGGAUCUCUUGCAAAAGUCUGCAAAACUGGCAAAAGUCGUCCAUACAGUUGGGCAUUCCCUAAAACUUUUCAUAUACCCUUUGUCGAACUAUUAGCAAUUUCUGAACGCGCUGCUGCUGUAGCUAUUGCAACGGGUAAAAAAAUUGCUCCAAUGUCCUUGUUCCCGCCGACAGCGAAUGCUAUUCUUUAUCGGGAUCAGUUAGCUCGUCGUUUGGGUAAUUUAAAAAAUGUUUUGGCUGUGCAUCACAUAGAACGUCUUAAAGGUUUUGUCCAACGUGCGGCGCAGAAAGGAGCAAAGUUAUUUACUGAUAAAGAAACAAUGCGGCAAUAUGUAGCAAUGGAUAUUGAUACGUUAGAUACUUCAAAUGAUACUUCAUGCAGAUCACUGAGUACUAUGGAACCAGAAGAAAUGGUUGAAAGGACCGUGAAAGCUGGGAAAGAGCUGCUUUUGCAGGGCAUUUCGCUGUUUGUUUUGGCUGAUGAUCGUGUCAACGAGGCAUUUUUGCUGUCAAAUAUUGGCCAGCUGUAUCGUUUACAGCUACACUGCCAAAUGUAUUUUACUGAUUUCAAUUUGCCAUAUGAUCCCGUCAAAGAGAAGAACUAUGUUCUGGAGGCUGUCGAGCAUUAUCAGCGAGCAUUGACCACAAUUGCGGAUUUUCGAGGUGCGCAGUUUCCACUAUUUGAAAGUAUUAGUAAGGAUUUGGCUGGCAUUUACCUCACCUAUGCAAUAAGGCUUCAAGAUAAUGUGCAACCAGGAAUGAUAGAAAGUCGUCCUGAAAAGAUGACCGUUGAAAUACAUGAGUUUUUGGCACGUGCUCAGUCGGCUUAUAUCUUGAUUCGUGAUUCUGUGAAAUGUUCUCCAAAAAUGCAUUCUAUAGCAGAUCGGUCUAUUGUUGAAAUUAUGUUUCGGUUUGGCAAAUUAUUCCAGCACGCAGCGCAUCAACACGGCACUAUAGGCUCAUCUCGCAAGUUAAAAGAUUAUGAACGGCAAGCGAUCGAACAUUAUAACGCAUGUUUUAACUAUGUAAUGGAGAAGAUUAUUAGAAAUACGAGAACAAAGUCAUCUAAAAAGCAAGAAAAAAUAUGUCUCCGAGAGUGUAUAACAGCUUUAAGAGCUGUUCUCGAAAGUACAAAGUGUUCAGAUGUCAAUACACAUAUCAGUACUGCCGAUGCACGCAUCAAACGUUCACGUCGAUCAUUGGCUGCAUUAUUCGUAGCAACUCAACCAUUAAUGCAGCACAUACAAACCUUACUUUCUGCCUCCGAAGAAGAGAGGAAGGAAUUUUUUGAAGAUGAUUCUUUAACGGAUCUCAACAGUUAUCGCGAAUCAUUACAUCUCUUUGUGCAAUAUGUCCGAAACAUCGUCAAGGAUACUCUACAGUGUUUGGUCACACGUUGUAAUUCGAAAGUGAACCGCUGGAAGGACAUUUAUCGGUUGCUAUUGCAAAUUCAGAUUACAGGCGAAGGUUGCAGUUUGCUACAGUCUCUGUUGCAACUGACAAAUUGUGCAAAGCAUAUAAACAGUUAUUUUGAAAAGUCUGAAUUAUAA